AUGGCCGGACCCCCAGCCCUGCUCCUGCCCCCAGGUCUCCAGCCCCCGGCAGGCCAUGCCCUGCUCCGGGACCGGGUUGGGGGCCUCAUCGACGCCACCUCCCCGACCCCUUCCGCAGAGCCCCCCCACGCAUCCCCGUGUCCCCCACGGGGCAGGCGGGCGGGAGGUGGGGGGCAGCAGGGCAUCGGAGACGAUGGAGGGGGUGGCGGGGGCGCGGGGGGCCCCCGUCAGAGCGCCAGCGAGCGGGAGAAGCUGCGGAUGCGGCGGCUGGCGCAGGCGCUGCGGCGGCUGCGGCACUACCUGCCGCCCGCCCUGGUGCCUGCCGGGCAGAGCCUGACCAAGAUCGAGACCCUGCGCCUCGCCAUCCGCUACAUCGCCCACCUCUCGGCCCUGCUGGGGCUCAGCCAGGAGGCGCUGGCCCGGCGGCGGGGGGCGGCCCCCCGCCACUGCCCCCUCUGCCCGCAGGGGCUGGGGUGGUGCCAGACCCCCGACCCCCGCCUGGGAUCCCCACCCGGGGGCUUCCCUGGCCCCACCAACCGAUGGAAGGGCAGCUUCCACCCUGUGCCCAAACUAGUCCCUGUGGGACCUGGGUAA
Molecule: messenger RNA, 594 nt
Organism: Calidris pugnax (ruff)
Lineage: Eukaryota; Metazoa; Chordata; Aves; Charadriiformes; Scolopacidae
Product: mesoderm posterior protein 1-like
Exons: 2
Coding region: 1-594 (197 amino acids)
Biological process (GO): mesoderm formation; regulation of transcription by RNA polymerase II; heart morphogenesis
Cellular component (GO): nucleus
Molecular function (GO): DNA-binding transcription factor activity, RNA polymerase II-specific; RNA polymerase II cis-regulatory region sequence-specific DNA binding; protein dimerization activity
Source: RefSeq, a predicted model, not a curated record